UCAUUAAGCUCCCAGCCGCCUUGGUUGCAAGUUGUGUUUCCCGGAUUCCCAUUUCGCUCCAAGCUAGCAACUAUCUAUACACUAUGAGUCUUUCUUCGGUGGCAAGCACCAUUCAGCAUGGCAAAAAGGAAGCUCGCAAUGGGCUCAGUAUCAACAAUAAACUAGUGCAGGCCCUGAUCAUCCUGGUGGCCUGUGUCCUCUUUGGAGCCAACAUGAACUACGCCUCCUUUCCACCUGGCACUGUCAUCGAUAUCAAGUUGGGUGAUGUCGCCCUCGAGCAGUUCAGUUAUACGCCAACCCGCGAUGGAUACGAGUUCAACUACACUCUUCCUGAUGGAACUUUUCGUGAUGAGAUUGCCAAGGUCUUAAGCGGAACUUCGGCGGCUCAGGAUCUGGAAAAUGCCAACAACUUGGCCAAGAACCACCGUCCCUCCCGUGAACAGGGAUUGAAAGUCCGCAAGUUGUCCGGAAAAUCCCUUUCAUCUUUGGCCGGAUAAGACACCACACUAUUUACAAUCCAGCACGAAUUUAUUAAAACAGUUUGCCAUCUGUUUUAGGCUAGCUUAUAAGUUGAGAUGUUACAUUUGUGAGCAAUAAAAACAAUCGAUCAAAAA
Molecule: messenger RNA, 614 nt
Organism: Drosophila yakuba
Lineage: Eukaryota; Metazoa; Arthropoda; Insecta; Diptera; Drosophilidae
Exons: 2
Coding region: 84-497 (137 amino acids)
Source: RefSeq, a predicted model, not a curated record